Messenger RNA from Danaus chrysippus (African queen), 828 nucleotides. The record is from the annotation of a GenBank genome assembly. Lineage: Eukaryota; Metazoa; Arthropoda; Insecta; Lepidoptera; Nymphalidae.
AUGGAAGAAAAAAAGCAAGAAGAAAUUAUCAGCGGCGAAAAUAUAAGCGCAAUCUCUGUACAGUCAAGACUACUACCGUUUUGGCGCGAAUAUCCCAGAGCCUGGUUUAUUCAAUUCGAAGCCGUCGUCGACCCGCUUAAGACAUCCGAUGACCAAAAGUUUCGCUACGUUCUGCAACAACUUCAAUCAAGCGAUCUCCAACAUCUCACUGAUAUUUUAUAUCAGCCACCCGCCGUUGAUAAAUACCAAGCAGUGAAGACACGACUACUUGCCGCCUACGAAAAAUCCGACGUCAAGAAUUUUCAAAAACUCAUCAGUGGUCUGGAACUCGGAGACCAGAAACCUUCGCAACUCUUAAGAAAAAUGCGAGAAUUGAGUAGCGGCAUGGUAACAGAUGAAGGACUUAGAAUCGAAUGGUUGAAUCAACUGCCUACUCAAGUCCGUGUCGUACUAUCGGUGAACACGGAGGCUGCCUUAGACACACUCGCCGCGAUGGCCGACAAAAUGUUAGAGUACACUGAACGUCCCAACAUCGCCGCAGUGUCAUCUUCGAGCGCAACAACCUCUUCUACACAAUAUGAAGCAUUAGCGAAGCAAAUCGAAAAUCUUACCCUCGAAGUUGCUGAACUACGACGUGGUCGUGCUCCGUAUCGCCAAUAUCGCCGUCCCUUUCACUCACGCUCACGCUCGCAUUCGAGAUUACGCAAGACCUCAAAAGUAAAGCCGGGAGAUGCUACAUGGGAAUGCAAGUAUCACUUCCGAUUCGGUGAUAAAGCGAAGCGCUGCGUUUCUCCGUGUUGCAGAAGAAAUAAGAAGUCGGAAAACUAA